UCCGUUGCAGCCUUAUCAGUGAAGACAGAAGCAAGAUGCUCAAUCAAAUCCUACCCAAACUAGCGACAACACAGUUGGUCUUCCCGGACACACAGCACGAGUACUACUAGGUCUUGAUUUUACAAAUCUAAUUAGCAAACUAUUUAGAUUCGAUCGGGAGAAGCAGAUCAAACCAUUGUAGCAACAGACCAAACAUCUCACUUAAUUUCUUCGAACAACAUAAGAACGGAAGCCAAUCACACAGCAUGGAGAACUUUUCUGCAGACGGCAAUAUCUUAUCAUCGUUCGUAUCAGACGGGCUUCCCUCAGAUUUUUUUGUCGACGAAUCGGCAAUUGGUAAGUGCGGGUAUUUAAUUUUCCUACUUUACAUUGAUCCCUUUCACACUUUAUUUCACCAGGUGUAAUAGCUGUUUGUGACACUAACAAAUUAUAUUUUAUUCACGAUCAAUUUAGGGCCAAGAGAAUCUCAACCGGAAACACAAUUUGAGAUUGAUGGCGAGGAGGCUUUCCCGAUGCAUCGGAAGUUGCUUAGGCGGCGGCACGUACGAAAGCUCCAGAAAAGCAAAGAACGGGAGCGCCAGCGCAAGGAGGAGGAAGAGAGACAGAAGGAAUUGACCAGAGAUUUGGAUCGAAAGCGGAGAGCAGAAAAGCGUCGAUCAUUGCGCCAAAGGGGAAAGACUUCACAGACGAAGUCGAACGCGAAGCGGAAGCUAUAUUCCACGGGGUUUAAGGGAAUCGAAAAUCCUAUCACAUUACCAGUGCCAUUACACGGGAACUCUUACAAAACGGGGACAAUCAACCACAACAACAACAGCUGCAACAGCGUUUUGUUGCAUUAUUUAUCAUCACCUACUUCUGUCUUGGGUCUUCAUCGGACAAUCGUUUCGACACCAACCAAAUAUUCACCACAGGCUAUUAGCCACCGUAGUAAUGCUAUGAUGACGGUGUUGUCUGCUGGGUCUAGAUCGAUCGAAAUGGCCUUUCCACGCCAGGCUUCUUUCUCGCUUCCUGAAUUUUCUCCUGUUCGGCCUACGAAAUUCCGCAAAUUACAGCUAUGAGAGUGAAUUCGAGCCGUAGCCCUUUCCUGUCACCGAAAGAAGUGGAAGCAACAAAUCUAUCAUUUUGAUCAUUGCGUAACCGCUUGUUUCUAUUAUCGAUUGAUCAUUAUAGAUCGUAUUUCGUGUUACAGAUUUGGGAACUGCAUCACCAUAAUAUGAGCAGGAUUAAGAUGAAAUGUCUUGCGUUGUAUUGCAUCGCAUUUUGAAGACUACGUGUGCGUAGCGCAUGAAGGGAUCCACAACGAUGCAAUCUUUGGACGGGAUGUUAUGCUUUGUAAGCUGGCAUUCGUGUGACAAAGAGCAAAGCAUAUUGAUAAAGACCAUUCUAAUAAUGCUGGAAAUAUUUGAGAGGACUAAACCAUUGAAUGGACC
Molecule: messenger RNA, 1430 nt
Organism: Pseudo-nitzschia multistriata
Lineage: Eukaryota; Bacillariophyta; Bacillariophyceae; Bacillariales; Bacillariaceae
Source: the annotation of a GenBank genome assembly